Molecule: messenger RNA, 1072 nt
Organism: Dicrocoelium dendriticum
Lineage: Eukaryota; Metazoa; Platyhelminthes; Trematoda; Plagiorchiida; Dicrocoeliidae
Source: the annotation of a GenBank genome assembly
CAAUUUGCACCACGCAAGAGUCGUCUAAUGCAAUGCGGUCUGAUAAACGAAUUUUCACAGAUGAAGAUGGAGAUGAGUCGACAAAUUUCGAAUUCCUUCCAAGGGCUCUUUGUGAGAGUGGUAUGCUUGAAACUUCAAACCGAACAGGAAAUCUGCAUAUCCGGGUAUCUGAGUUAUUUGGGGCUUCGUAGCCCUUUUACGUUAGACGAAAAUGGCAAACUCUACGUUUCUCGCUCACUUUUCUUCAAGCAUUUCCAACUCUGUGCUUCUCAGGUGGCAUUCAAAGAGUUAGGAAAGCAAAGAGCAUUGUGGCUUUGACAUACUUGCGCAAUCAUUUUGUUUCCUGGCUAUGAAGGUUGCUUUCGUUACUGGUUCUAAUAGAGGGAUAGGAUUUGGGAUUGUUGCCAAAUUGGCACAUGCUUAUGGUUCCACCGGAGAGUGGGACGUCUACCUAACAGCUCGAAAUGUUGACUUGGGCAAAAAAGCGUGUGAGGAAUUGAAAGGCAGAGGUCUCCAGGUUAAGUUCCAUCAGUUGGAUAUUACCGAUGCUGAGAGCCGGAAAAGUUUCCUGGCGUACAUGAAAGCCUAUUAUCCAGACGGGAUCAACAUCGCCGUUAAUAAUGCUGGUAUAUAUAAAGACGAGUCACCCGUCCCUUUUGGCGAACAAGCUAGGGUUACUGUGCACACUAAUUUUACCUGCACCUUUGAUUUCACAUUGGAAUUUCUUCCUCUUCUCGCAGAGAACGCCAGACAUGCCGAAGCCGGCGACCAUGAAAAGUACGGCUGGCCAACUACAGCAUACGGAGUAGCCGCGGUAGCACAGAGAAAGGCUUCGUAUAUACUGGGGGACUCCAUCAAGAAUGACCCUCGGCACAUAGUAAUGAAUUCGUGCUGUCCAGGUUACGUUGCCACUGACAUGUCUAGUCACAAGGGCACGAAGACGAUAGAACAAGGUGCUGACACUCCGUUUUAUUUGGCUACUCUUCCAAUCGGUGUGAAGGAACCGAUAAACGAGUUCGUCUCCGACCGUCGCAUUAUUCCCUGGUCAAAAGAUGUGGAGGUUAAAUUCUAA